AUGGCUUUCGCUGGUCGUAUCAGAUCCGGGAUCUCCCUCUUCAAGACCAUCGCCGUCUCAGAUUCCAUCUCCUCCGCGAGAUCUUUUCCCAGUGGACGGCCACUUAUUCCUGCGCUAAGAGAUUAUGCAACAGCUUCAGCUGAGAAAACUGGCAACGUUAAGGUGCCUGUGGCUUUAGUUGGUGAAUCUGGCAACUUUGCUUCGUGGCUGUACAUUGCAGCUGUGAAAAUGAAUUCCUUGGAAAAGAUUGAGUCGGAUCUUUCUGAGUUGGUUGAGGCUAUGAAGACAAGUCCUAUUUUCUCACAGUUUACUAAGGAUCCCUCUGUUCCUAGAGAGACAAGACUGGCUGCUAUUGUCGAUGUUUGUGAUAAAGCAAAGUUUGCAGAACCCACCAAGAACUUCCUCUCUUUGUUAGCGGAGAAUGGAAAGCUGAAGAACCUAGACGUGAUUGUCAAAAAGUUCAUGCAGCUGACAACAGCACAUAGGGGAGACGUCAAAGUCUUGGUUACCACCGUCAUGCCGCUUCCCCCUGCUGAGGAGAAGGAACUCAAGGAGACACUUCAGGAGAUCAUUGGAGAAGGGAAGAAAGUAACUGUGGAACAGAAGAUUGAUCCGAGUAUCUACGGAGGGCUAAUAGUGGAGUUUCAACAAAAGGUGUUGGACAUGUCAAUCAGGACAAGAGCACAGCAGAUGGAGAGGCUCCUCCGUGAACCUGUUGACCUCAGCAACCUCUGA
Messenger RNA from Brassica rapa (field mustard), 735 nucleotides. Its product is annotated as ATP synthase subunit O, mitochondrial-like. Gene Ontology annotation, molecular function: proton-transporting ATP synthase activity, rotational mechanism. The record is from RefSeq and is marked provisional. Lineage: Eukaryota; Viridiplantae; Streptophyta; Magnoliopsida; Brassicales; Brassicaceae. Gene Ontology annotation, biological process: proton motive force-driven ATP synthesis.